Octopus sinensis (East Asian common octopus) is the source of this 1644-nucleotide messenger RNA. RefSeq names its product zinc finger protein 239-like. Lineage: Eukaryota; Metazoa; Mollusca; Cephalopoda; Octopoda; Octopodidae. Bases 366 to 1241 code for a protein of 291 amino acids. The record is from RefSeq and is a predicted model, not a curated record. The transcript is spliced from 2 exons.
AUUUAAUAGUGGAAAACAUUUUUAAUGACACCGCCUAAACGAUCACGUAUAGCAUUAUCUCAUGUCGAGAGAACUUCAGUGUUUGAGAAUAGAUUGGUGAUCCAUCAUCUGCAUGACUAAAUAUUUUAUUUUCGUCACAUCUUUGUUAUACAUCCUUAUUUAACACGCCAGGCCAAACAUGUAUUAAUGAGCAGCCAAUGAGCGAUUAGCUUUCAUGAAAUGGUUUUAAUUACCAACCAAUGGGCGAAUCUUUGAUAUUCAAAUUUAUGUGCUUUUAUUUUGUUGUGUAUCGUCAAAAAUGUGUCUCUCACGACGAUAGAUGCAUUCAACAACAAACAUUCCAGUGGAAUUAAAGGUGAAUUAACAUGGCAGAAGUUAAUCACUUGGACACUUACAAAACGAAUGUUUUCAGCAAUAGAAAAUCAGUUGCAAAGACGUGCAGCGAAGAGAAACGUUCGCGUAAAAGUCUUCACUGUGAAAUCUGUGGGAAAUACUUCAGUGAGAAUUCUAAGCUUACAAUCCACAUACGUAGUCACACCGGAGAAAAACCGUAUCGAUGUGAGAUAUGUGGAAAAUCAUUUAUUACUAAUGGUCAUUUAACAACACACAGAACAAUACAUACUGGAGAAAAACUACACCAUUGUGAAACUUGUGGGAAAUCCUGUACUCAGUAUUCGAACCUUGUAACCCACAAAACGAUCCACACGGGGGAGAAACCUUUCCUUUGUGAAAUAUGUGGGAAAUCUUUCUCUGUAAAGUCUAGUCUUAUAGUUCAUAAAAGGAUACAUACGGGAGAAAAACCUUAUAACUGUGAAAUAUGCGGGAAAUAUUUUGUCUAUAACAGUAAUUUAACGAAACAUAAACGAAUCCACACGGGAGAGAAUCCUUUUCACUGUGAUAUAUGCGGGAAGUCUUUCAUAGAAAAUUCUAAACUUACCGUUCAUAAACGUUGUCACACUGGAGAAAAACCGUAUCCCUGUGAAAUAUGUGGAAAAUCUUUUGUCUCUAACAGUGAUUUAAAAACACACAAACGAAUACAUACUGGGGAAAAACCCUUCCAAUGUGAGCUAUGUGAUAAAUCUUUUACUCAGAAUUCUAGUCUUAUAGUUCACAAACGUAGUCAUACUGGAGAAAAACCUUUCCACUGUGACAUAUGUAGGAAAUCGUUUAUAAGUAAGAGUUUGUUAAAAAGACACAUACGGAUACACGCUGGAGCCAAGACUUUUAACAGUGAAACGUGAGAUUCUCUUGCAAACUUUUAGUCCAUCCAACAAAUUUACACACUGGGAAAACAUCAUUGUGAACCAUGCCAGAAAUGAUUCUGUCCCCUCUCUAAAAUAUUUCGGAAAUCCUUAUUUAUGAAUUUUAAGCUUGUAGUUAACAAAUGAAUUUACAACUGAGUACAAACUGGACAGAAAAUUUUCACUGUGAAUUAUGUUGGUGCAACAAAAUCUUAUAAAAGAGAAAACCUGUAGAAAGUUCUUAUUCAAAAGCCAACCUUAAAUUAAAGAGAAAUAUAUAGGAGCAAACUAUUGAGAUGAUUUGUUGAAAACAUUCUUUAGAUUUUAAAAAAGAACAAAUAACUGAGAUAUUCAUUUCAUUUAAAAUCUUAACACUAAAAUUUGUGACAAAAUAUUCACAUUU